ACCGGAAGUCCCUCCCCUUCUAGCUUCCUCUGCUGAACUUUGUCCGCCUGUCAGAGCCGCUCAGCUCCGCACAACUUUUUUUUAAAGCAAAAUGGGCGAUAAAGGCAUAUCCGACGAUGCGGUGGCUGCUGCAUGCAAAGAUGGAAACCCCAUAACUAAGGAUUUUAUGAUGCAGCAAACGAUGCUGAGGGUGAAAGAUCCAGUGAAAUCUUUGGAUUUUUACACCAGAAUUCUUGGCAUGACGCUCCUGCAGAAGCUUGACUUCCCCUCUAUGCGGUUUUCUCUCUUCUUCUUGGGUUUUGAGGAUAAGAAGGAGAUCCCUGCAGAUGUGAAGGAAAAGACGGCCUGGACGUUCUCCAGGAGAGCCACCAUCGAGCUGACGCAUAACUGGGGGUCAGAAAAUGAGGAGCAGACGUAUCACAAUGGAAACUCGGAUCCUCGUGGUUUUGGACACAUUGGAAUCGCGGUUCCUGAUGUUUAUGCCGCCUGCAAACUUUUUGAAGAACAAGGAGUCACGUUUGUGAAAAAACCAGAUGACGGUAAAAUGAAAGGCCUGGCCUUCAUUCAGGACCCUGAUGGUUACUGGAUUGAGAUCCUGAGUCCCAACAACAUGGUGUCCAUCACCUCAUAAGCAGCUGACGGGGGGGGGGCGGGCUGUAGCGUCUCAGGGAGAGCACCGGGGGGACAGGAAACGCUUAUUUACCUCCACAGGGACAUUCAGUGCGCCGCACAGGAAGCUGGACCGACACCGGACACUCGCCGAGCGUUCUCUGCAAACCUGUGGACCUCGUCUGCCGUCACCAGACUUUCAGGUGGGGGCUGAGGCAAAGAGCUGGAUGUUCAAUAAAUGUUAAAGAUUUAUUCCUUUAGAGUUUUUGUUUGGAUUUACAAGACGGCUGUUAGAAACACAAAUGAUGAACAACUGAGAAUUUAAACUGACAAUAAAAAGAAAAAUAGGGUAAAGUUAGAAAAGGUACAAAUUAAAGAAACUAAAAUCUGUGAAACAAAAAUGAAAUGGAAGCAACCUGUAAUAAAAUAAAGAGAAUUUAAAUCAAA
Molecule: messenger RNA, 1056 nt
Organism: Oryzias melastigma (Indian medaka)
Lineage: Eukaryota; Metazoa; Chordata; Actinopteri; Beloniformes; Adrianichthyidae
Gene: glo1
Product: glyoxalase 1
Exons: 6
Coding region: 92-631 (179 amino acids)
Molecular function (GO): lactoylglutathione lyase activity; metal ion binding
Source: RefSeq, a predicted model, not a curated record